Molecule: messenger RNA, 4851 nt
Organism: Hippocampus comes (tiger tail seahorse)
Lineage: Eukaryota; Metazoa; Chordata; Actinopteri; Syngnathiformes; Syngnathidae
Gene: cdh5
Product: cadherin 5
Exons: 15
Coding region: 412-2775 (787 amino acids)
Biological process (GO): cell-cell junction assembly; cell-cell adhesion mediated by cadherin; adherens junction organization
Cellular component (GO): catenin complex; plasma membrane; adherens junction
Molecular function (GO): calcium ion binding; beta-catenin binding; cadherin binding
Source: RefSeq, a predicted model, not a curated record
ACUGCGUAUGCUUGGUGGUGGUGGUCUUUCCCUCCAGGACAGGAAGACGAACAGUAGCAAGAGUGGACACAAUAACAGGAAGAGGAAGUGGGCAGUGACCUUUUUUUUUCUCUUUCUUUUUUUGUGGUUUUGCGAAAGACACUAAGGGUAAAGUACAAUCUAAGGGGAGGAGAGGAAGGAGGAGAGGAGGAAGAGGAGGAGGAGAACCUGUUGGUGCUCCCAAAACAUACCUCUGUUGCCCUCUGGGAGUGCAUUUGGCUGGUGGUCAACACGUAUCUUGGAGAAUUGCGAGUCUUGGAAGGAAGGUUGAUAAGAAAUCAAUUCUACGAGAGGAACCAUACGGGACUGGGAAGGAUUCGCAAAGGAUUUGCGAAGGAUUCGGGGGUCUCGGACACUAAACACUGAGAGAUCAUGGCUUUGCUUCGGCUUUGGACCGCGGGGCUUAUUCUGGCCAUCGCGGCCUGGUCCGUCUCGCCUGGCGUUUCUGAGAACUUGGUGGUGGGAUCGGAGAGGCGGCAAGGAGUUGCUGAAGAGAUUGUGAGGAAAGAGAGCCAUCCCAUCCUAUCUCGGAAGAAGCGGGAGUGGAUCUGGAAUUCGCUCUAUGUGGAGGAGGAGAAACCAGCGCCCAUUCCCUACAAGAUCGGGCAGCUCAAGUCCAGUCAGAGAGUGGAGGUGAAGCGGUUUAAAAUCGAGGGCGAAGGCGCCAAUGGCAUUUUUAGCGUGGACCACAAGGGCGACCUGUUUGUCAGCAAAUCUUUGGACCGCGAGGAGAAGAGCGCAUACCACUUGACCGCCAGGAUGUACGACGGCAACAACAAACUCAUUGAGGACUCGGGAGACUUUGUGGUCCAGGUGACUGACAUCAACGACAACAGCCCCAUCUUCCCCAAAACUUACAACGGAUCCAUCGUGGAGAGGUCUACCAUAGGAACCAAAGUGAUCGAGGUUAGGGCAACGGACGCAGACGACCCAACCACCGCUAACGGCGAGCUGCGCUACUCUCUGACGCCCGAUGGCGACCUGUCUGCCUUUGAAAUCGACAGUAUCACAGGUAUGAUCAGCUGCAAGGUGAGCACUCUGGAUCGCGAGACCAAGAGUCAGUACGUGGUGGUGGUCCGGGCUCAGGACAUGAGAGGAAUGGCGUCCGGCAGCACGGCCACAACCUCCGUCACCGUCAGUGUCACCGACACCAACGACAACAUCGCCUCCUUCACCAGACGGACGUACGAGUUGCGAGUUCCAGAGGACCACAAGUUGAACUCGAGGAUUGGCACUUUAGAGCUGGAGGAUCGAGAUCAGAUCCAAAACAAAGAGCCCAUCUUCUCCCUGCCUAUUGACAACAAAAUGUUCUACAUGGAGCUCGGCCCCAGCAAGGACGGCAACCUCAUGCUCAGACAGGCUCUGGAUUAUGAGACAAGAAACAGCUACUCCUUCAGCAUACAGGUGCGGGAAAACUUGCGAAACCUGCGCUUUCCCGCGGAUAACGUGGCCACUGCCGUCACCACAGCACAGGUGAACGUCAAGGUGUUGGAUGUGGACGAGCCACCGGUAUUUUCACAGCUAACGUACACCUUCAACGUGCCUGAGGAAAGACUGGUCAACAACGUUGGCACUAUCAGUGCCAGAGAUCCGGACAAAGCUGGCAAGAGUAUCCGGUACUCCAUCUUGGACAAGGAUUGUCCAAUCGCUAUCAAUCCAAUCACAGGGCAGAUGUCCACCCUGAGGACUCUGGACCGUGAGCUGGAGGCCGCGCACAUGUUCCAAGUUAAAGCCCAAGAGGAGCCAAGUGGUUUGGAGUCGUUUGUCAAAGUCAACAUCGUCGUGGAGGACGUCAAUGACAACAAGCCCGAACUGGAUGUGGACGACAUCUUUGUGUGCGAGAACGACGCCGUGAACACAGUCAUCGGGACGCUGAGGGCUACCGAUAAGGACGACCAGCCAGCCUCAUUCACCUUUAUUCUGGCUUCUCCCAGCUCUAAUUUCUCCAUCAGAGAUUUUGGCAACAACACCGCAUACGUCCUGGUGAAACAGGGACCGUUCAACCUGGACGAUCCCACAGAUUACAGCGUGGAUGUGAGCAUCAGCGAUGGAGGACGACCCAUCCAGACCAGCAUCACCAAACUGGCCAUCAAGGCGUGCCGCUGCGACGCCAGACGCAUCCCGACGCAGUGCAAGGCCGUGGCUCAGAAGAUGGGAGUGAGCGUCCACGUUCUCAUCGCUAUUUUGCUUUGCAUACUCACCAUACUGGUGAUCGUUAUCCUAUUCGUGAUGAAGAAACGCUACCAUAAAGAUUCGCUGGCCGGCAUGAAGAAUAGUGGCGAGAUUCACGAGCAACUUGUCACCUAUGACGAGGAGGGCGGUGGCGAAAUGGACACCAACGGCUAUGACGUCUCCAUCCUGACAUCAGCAUUCCACGAUGGCUCCCUCCUUCGCCACCCGGAUUGCCUCCCCCACCCGUCUCUCUACGCCAUGGUCCAGAAGUCCCAGCCACACCAGCAUCAAGUGCAGCCCGCCUCCGCCGGCAAGGGCGACAUGGCGGCCAUGAUUGAGAUGAAGAAACACGAUGCGGACCACGACCGUGAAGGUUUCCCGUACGACACGCUGCACAUCUAUGGCUAUGAGGGGCCUGAGUCCAUAGCGGGGAGCCUCAGCUCCCUGGGAAGUUCUUCCAGUGGCGGCUCAGACUCUGACUACGACUUCCUGAGCGACUGGGGCCCCAGGUUCAGGACCCUGGCUGAGCUGUACGGUGUAGACGAUUUGGACUACUACCACUAGUUGACCUUUUCACCAUGACGCCCUACGUACUUCCGGGUGGCAAAAUCUCAGAUGGCACCACAAGUAAACCAACGUGAUAUCUCACCACCAAGGAAAUGUAGGCAUCAUGAACAUGAUCCUAAAGAAAUUGGCAAAUGAAUUGACUUUUCUGUGGCUCUGUCUAAUGAGACAGACUUUUUGCGUGAUGGUAUAAUAGAGAGUGCGCCGUAGAGCUACCGUUAGCUGGCACGCUAGCCAUGUUCCUAAAUUAGUCAAAAACAACCCAAUCCAACAUUUUACAAAACACUGUGAGAAAAUGCCUUCCAAAAACCCCAACCACUGGUCCUACUGGAAUAAUCUGAUGGCACAAAUCCCGCAAAGUUUUUGUCAAAGUUUCAGUUCACAUCAAAGGUAAUCAAUCGCUUUUCUGCCACCCGGAAGUACCCUGGCGCCUACUGUUUAUUUUCAACAACAACAGCCAUAAAAACACCAACAAAACAACACACUUCAGCAGGAAUGGGAACAACAGCUGACUUUUUGUUUCUGGACACAGAACUUGGCGAGUCACAUUUUCAUCCUUCUCAUCCAAUCGAAUUGAAGGAUGUCCCAUGAGGGGGAGUGGCCGCAUGAGCACAAAAUUGCGAUUUAAGGACGCAAUUAGAGCCAAUUAGAUUUGACAUCUGAGCGUGUUUAUUCGGUGCGCUUUCUUUUUUUUUUUUAUGUUGUACUUUUUGUCUUUUCGUACACGUGCACUCAUGCACAUCCAUACAGUACACGCACACACAAAAUGUCUACUAGGGAUGCCAGCGUAAUCUACUGGAACCCAAUGUGAAGACAAUCAUGCGCAGUUUUGAUCGAAGCUAUCAGAGGUAGCUUUUGUACGGGAUCAUGCAGGUGUGCCUAAUAAAAGUUGCACCAGCUCUUUAGUGUAAUUUAUGUGACCAGAACAGUGUUAAAUCCUGGUGACAAAAAAGAAAGACAAGUAACGAAUACUGGAAUUUUCUCUGCAUCUUUUUAUUGCUUCCAUGGGUUGUUUGAAAUUAUGGAUUUUCCGGACUUUAUAUAUUUCACAAAAGCAAACUAAAAAGAGAAGAAUUUUGACAUUAAAAAAAAAACGUCCACUUUAUAUGGGAUACCAGCACUAUUUAAAGGCAUCCAACACAAAAGCUUCACAUCAUGAUAAUCACGCCUAGUUUUGAUUGACGCUAUCGAAGGUAGCUUUCAUACUGGAUCACAGUGAAUUGUGGAGAAGUCUUGAUAUGUAAUCCAUACACAGAGAAAUAUAGUAAGGGUUUGCUGUGGUCUAUAAAUGCCACAAGGCAGUCACAAAGCACUACUUUUGUCUAAACGAAGAAUUUCACUCACUUCAACAUAGUUCAGUGGCACCAAGAUGCCUUCAGAUUGCGCUUAAGUAAAACUGUUAUUGCAUACAAUGAAGAUGAGGUCCCCCCCCACCUCCCCAAAAAAACAUUCUGAGGAUAGGCGAAUUUGUGAAUGCAAAUGUGGAGCAGGUAACUAAAUACAAGUUUAAGAGUUUGGCCUGGUGUUGUUAUACUAAUUUGGCCAAUGUAUUUCACUUUUGGAGUUUGUAGUUUAAAAACACACUAGAAAAGAAUAUUUUAGCUCAAAUAAAAGUUAAACCUAGGUACAUUUUUGAUGUCAGUAAAACGUGGCUUGUUUUUCCUCAGUUGGUCCAUUUUGCUAGUUUGUCACUGCAAGAAGAGUGAAAAAAAAUGGUUGAAAUCGAGUGACAGCAAAUAGUCCAGCACGUCUUUCCCGUGCUUUUUUUUUUUUUUUUUUUUUACACCAGCCGUCAUCACGCUCAUUGUUUGGCGAGGAAAGCGCAACUCUCAGAGGCCUCCUCGCCACACACAACUCAGGAAGCACACAGCAGCUCCGAGGUGCUUCAACUACUUUAACCUCUCAUCCCUCUGGCUACUGGCAGCUGGUGGAAGCACAUCCAUUAAAAAAAAAAAAAAAAAAAAAAAGACAACAUCUGAAUGGCGUGGGAACAAAAGGCCAGUGGACUGAUCGCAAAAACUUUGAAUUGGGAAGGUUUGACGUUAUAUAUUCAGAUUUAGGCACCCAUGGAGUGAG